Messenger RNA from Purpureocillium lilacinum, 1146 nucleotides. RefSeq lists its product as uncharacterized. Lineage: Eukaryota; Fungi; Ascomycota; Sordariomycetes; Hypocreales; Ophiocordycipitaceae. The record is from RefSeq and is a predicted model, not a curated record.
AUGUUCAAGUCGGCGGCGGCGAUCCUGGCGACACUGGCCGCGGUCGUGGCGGCCAAGAACUGCAGGAACAUCAAUGUGCCCGUCAGCAUUAGCGCUCGCAAUGGCGAGUUCGACGUCCAGGCGCCCGCGACCGAGAUCGAGGUGACCAACUUCUUCCUCAACCUCGCCAGGCAAAACUACAACUACACCGAGGCCGUGCUGAAGGGGUACAAGACGGUUCAGGGCGACUACACCCUCGCCACGACUUAUUGCGAGCCCAAGGACGGACCCGGCGACACCAUCCAGAUCUUGACGCACGGCGUCGGCUUCGACCGCAGCUACUGGGACUUCCCCUACAACAACUACAACUAUAGCUACAUCAACAAGGCUCUCGAUGCAAAGUACUCGACCCUCUCAUGGGACCGCCUCGGCAUCGGCGCCUCGUCCCACGGCGACCCGGUCAACGACAUCCAGAUCUUCCUCGAGGUCGCCGCGCUCAAGGCUCUUACCGAUAUCGUCCAGGGCGGCAAGCUCCCCGGCGUCUCGAAGCGGUACUCCAAGACGGUCCACGUCGGCCACUCAUUCGGCUCGGCCAUGACAUUUGCCCUCACGGAGCAGUACCCUGACAUCUCCAAUGGCAUCGUCCUCACGGGCUUUAGCCAGGUCCCGGGCUUCAUGGGCACUUUCGCCCUGGGCAGCAACUUUGCGCCAGUCAGCGAGAACCGCCGUCUCAGACGCCAGUACGCGGUCGGCUACGUCGCUCCCAAGUCUGAAAUUGGCGUUCACAUCGACUUUUUCGGCCCCGACGACUUUGACCCUGAGAUGCUCUGCGCGGCCACCGACAUGGGCCAGCCCGCGGCGGUGGGCGAGCUGCUGACCGUCGGCUCCACGGGCAUGACGAGCAACUUUGGUGGCUCGGUUCUCAUAAUUACUGGAGACCGAGACGUGCCAUUCUGCGGCGGCGACUGCACCAACACCAAACCCCUUGCGGCAAUGAACAUCACCGAGCCAUUCCCCAACCUCCUCGCCAUGUCCAAGGGCAGCUUCAAGAAGGCCAAGGCGUUCAACGCGACUGUCGUGCCUCUCGGCGGCCACGGCCUCAACCUGGGCUACAGCGCGGGCUUCACGUACAACGCCAUUCUCGAUUUCCUCAACGCUGAGCUGUAG